This is a messenger RNA of Panicum virgatum (switchgrass), 3832 nucleotides long. RefSeq names its product protein FAR1-RELATED SEQUENCE 9-like. Lineage: Eukaryota; Viridiplantae; Streptophyta; Magnoliopsida; Poales; Poaceae. The record is from RefSeq and is a predicted model, not a curated record. The transcript is spliced from 5 exons. Bases 344 to 2731 code for a protein of 795 amino acids. Gene Ontology annotation, molecular function: zinc ion binding. Gene Ontology annotation, biological process: regulation of DNA-templated transcription.
CCCUCCCCCGCCGGCCACCCCCAUCGCCCGCGCCGCCGGCGACCGUCGCGCUCCCUCCCGCCCUUCCCCAUCCUGAACCCGUGGCGCUGCUAUGCGGAGAAGAGAGUUCUAGCUGCCGUCGUCCAGUGGGCUCGGCGGGGGCAGCGCUCCUCGAGGCCGAGGGCGGGGAGGCGCCGGCGCCGCAUGCCAAGGGUUAAGGCUGUCACGGUGCUCCAGGCAGCGUCCCGCCGGUCGGCGACGGCGCCGCGGCGACCAACCGGCUCCUGGGGCGGUUUUUCCUCUUGAGCGGUAAGACACUCACGCAGUUGACUUAUUGAUGGAGCUAGCUGGGUAGUGGGUAGAAAUGGAUAGCAGUCAAGAUUUCCAAGAAGAGAGGCAUCAGAGAAGGGAGAAUGGUGAAGAGACAGAAAAGGCAGCUGAUUAUGGAAAUGCUUUGAGUCGCAAGGAGGCAACAGAAGAGCUCCUUGGUUGUGUAGUCCAUAGUGAGGAAGAGGCAUACAGAUUGUACUGUGACUAUGGCCAUCGAAUCGGUUUUAGUGUGCGGAAGGGCAAGCAGUCGUACUUUAUUGGUACCAAGAAUAUUCGAACAAAGGACUACUACUGCUCAAAGGAAGGGCUUAAGUAUGAUGAGCCUGUUACAGAAGCAAAUUUCAAUCGACCAGACACAAGAACUAAUUGCAAAGCAAUGAUCCGCUUUAGAGUUGACGAGAAGGGGCGAUGGACCGUUAUACGCUUUGUUCCUGUGCAUAAUCACCAAUUGGCUAAACCUGGGGAAAGGCACAUGCUGAGGUCAGCCAAGUCGCUAGCUGUUGGCAAAUCAGGUGUCAUAGUUCCAUCAGCAUCUACAGAAUCACACCCUAUAAAUGGUUUCUCUGACAUGAUUGAAGGUUGUACACCUGAGAAUUCAGGGUAUACUAUAAGGGAGUGUUACAAUCAAGUGGGCAUGCAGGGUAUAACAGUAAUUGAAGCAGGAGACGGCCAAAACCUUGUCAGUUAUUUCAAGCGUAGAACCAACGAGGAAGGCAUGUUCUAUUGGGAUGUCCAAGUUGAUCAAGAAGGGCGCAUGACUAACUUCUUCUACAGAGAUGGUAAAUGUAGAAAUGAUUAUGACUGCUUUGGGGAUGCUAUUAUAUUUGAUACAACCUACCGCACAAAUAAAUAUAGCUUGAUAUGUGCUCCAUUUGUUGGUGUUGAUCACCAUUGGCAGAACGUUGUUUUUGGCUGUGCAUUCUUGUUAGAUGAAUCUGUAGCUUCCUAUGUCUGGGUAUUUAAAUCGUUCUUGGAGUCAAUGGGAGGCCAGUCACCAAAAUCAAUAUUCACUGAUCAGGAUGAAGCUAUUAUGCAGGCAAUUGAGCAGGUGUUCCCUAACACACAACAUUGCUUUUCCUACUGGCAUAUUCUGAAGAAUGCACAAUCUCAUUUAGGCUCACUAAAUACAUCGCAAGCAUUUCAAACUUUGUUUACCAAGUGUAUGCAAGGAUCUGACUCAGAAGAGGAUUUUGAGGAAUCAUGGACUGCAAUGCUUCGUGAAUACAAACUACAGGAUAAUAGCUGGCUGAUUGACCUUCAUAGGUUCCGCCAUAAAUGGUGCUCAGCAUUUAACAAAGAUACAUUUGAUGGUGGGAUUAAUUCUUCUCAGUGGGGGGAGGUUUCAAAUAAUAUUCUCAGCGGAAUUUCUGAUGAAAACACCUCUCUUACACGUUUUGCCCUCUUACUAGAAAAGGUUGUCAAGCAUCUACGUAGAAAUGAAUCUGAAGAGGAUUUUCGCUGUAGCCAAACUGCUCCAGUACGAGCAGUUAAGCAUAGUACAGUCCUGAAGCAGGCUGCAGAAUCAUAUACACAUCGGAUCUACAAAUUAUUUGAGGCAGAAUUUCUGGAUGGAUGUGGAGCAACUUCAUGCCAUGAAACUUCAAGUGGUGGAAAUUUAUUGAGGUUUGAAAUUACAAUGCAGGGGCGAGGUUCAAAAGUAUGGCCUGUUGCUCUUGACACUUCCACCAUGGAGAUCACUUGCGCUUGCAGAAAAUUUGAAAGGAUGGGUCUUCUUUGUUCACAUGCCCUCAAAGUCUUCACCCUGCAGAAUGUGGACACAAUUCCAGAAAAAUAUGUUUUGCAACGCUGGACAAAAGAUGCCAGGAGAAGCAUGUAUAAACUUACUCAAGAUGAUUCAACCCAACAGGAAUGCACAGAGGCUGAACUUGCAUAUCGCAAUCGGGCAAUGCAGUACUCAUAUAACCUAAUUAUUAAGAGCCAGGAAUUGGAGGAAUCAAGAAAAAUAUUCUGGGACUCCCUUGAAACUGGAGAGAAGGCACUGGAAGUAUUCUUUGAAAUGAGAAGCAUGCGCAGUCAAGCUGCCAAAGAUGCUAGUAAUAAAGAGAAAAAGAAGAAAAAACCAACAAAAGGACCAAGCUCAAAAAAAGCAAAACAAGCCCCAGCAGCUUCCUCAACUGACCUGGAGCUAGGUGUCCAAACUAAUGAGCAUCAAUAUCAAUCUUCACAAGAUGCUCAGGGUAAUGCAACAAUUGGAAGGCCAUAUUAUUAUCAGCAGGCUUUUCCAACUGCCCCUAUCCAAGCAAACCAGAUGUAUAUGCAUCCGAAUAUGCACACAAUGCCCCUGUGCACGCCACAGGUAUUAAUUGACAGACUGGACUCAACGUAUUUCUCUUACCUUGCAAAGAUCAACGCAAGAUCAUGUGAUAUGUCGGUGAUGAGGGGCACUGCAGUGCUACAGUAACUUCGUGAGCACUCCUUGUCACCUUUCUAACUCCUCCAUAAUAGUAGCUCAUUUUCGAGCUAUUAUGGUUCCCAUGGUUCAAAUCCUUGAUAGUUGGAUGACAGCCCCAAAGCGAUCUUUGUUGUGCGAGAGAGAACAGUGAGGAUGAAAUGGGGGAGUUGGGCACAUGAUUUCUAAAGGUGAAGGCAAGGAACCUUUGGUAUGACUUGGUAGCACCUUUCUAACUCCAUGAUAGCUCAUUUUCGAGCUGUUAUGGUUCCCAUGGUUCAAAUCCUUGAUAGUUGGAUGACAGCCCCAAAGCGUGCUUUGUUGUGCGGGAGAGAACAGUGAGGAUGAAAUGGGGGAGUUGGGCAAACGAUUUCUGAAGGUGAAGGCAAGGAACCUUUGGUAUGACUUGAAGUGGACGAGUUCACCAUAUAUAUGGGUCUCAUGGGCAGUAGCAACAGGCGAGUCUUCCCUGACGUCCACCCUUGACACUGACGCGUGGGACCAGGCCCACACAUUAGUGACCCAACGUCGGGGGGACGGACGUCUGAGGAACCGUUUCCGUAGCAACACCCUUCACAGAAAGUCAGAAACACAAUUGUGGUGGGAAAUAUGCAACCUCAGACAUUGUAGACACUGAGCUCUUAUCUGCUGAACCAAGUUGGUGUCUAUUGAAUAUCGUCACAUGCUAUUUUGUCCUUCACAAAUGGAAAAGGCCUACAGAAUUUUGCCAAAAAGAAUCUUUACCCCCGACUAUUUCUGUUAUUCGGCUUUUGAGCUGAUAACAACACGUCUACACCAGAUCUUAAGCUGCAAUGUUGAACUUGUGGCCCAUGCAGAAUAUGCAUGGCUUGGUAAAUCGGUUCAGGGACCUUCUUUAGAAAGUAAUACUAUUGAUGUCAUUGAAAGUUUAAUGCACGAUGCACUGUUUGCAAGACCUUGAGAGACAACAGAAGCACAGAAAGAUGCAGACAAUACAAUCUGUAGCACAUAUAUGGGCAUGGAGUUUCUUUUUCUCGAACGCUAUGGGCACAGAGUGUAGCUAGGCAUUGUUGAUUCAGGUGCAACAAAAAUAUUGUUUUGCUCUCUGAACCUAUUUGCCCUUGUUUUUGUUAU